Ipomoea nil (Japanese morning glory) is the source of this 970-nucleotide messenger RNA. RefSeq names its product octapeptide-repeat protein T2-like. The annotation marks the transcript as partial. The record is from RefSeq and is a predicted model, not a curated record. The transcript has a single exon. NCBI's taxonomy places the organism in Eukaryota, Viridiplantae, Streptophyta, Magnoliopsida, Solanales, Convolvulaceae.
AGGAGAGAAAAGGGAGGGAGAAAAGGGCGGGAAACGCAGUAGAGAGCAGAAAGGGCAACAACCCAGGGAGGGGCCGCCAGAGGCACAGCGGCGGAGAGAAGGGCAGAAGUGGCGGGACAAGGAGGAGGGGAAAAGAGGGGAUACAGACGCGGCGGCGGAAGGCAGAAAAGCGGGGACGGGGGGAGGGGGAAUACGAAGGAGGGGCGCAAGCAGGCAGGACGGGAACGCCAGGCCGGGGGCGGCGGGCGGGAAAAGGCAGAGGAGAGCCGAGGACCGGAAAGCGCGCCCGAAAGCGGCGGGGAAGAAGAAAAAGCGAGCGACGACGGCGCAGAAAGAACCGGCGGUACGAGCCGGCAACAGGAGGCGAAGGGGCACCCGAGGGCGGAGGACGGGAAGCCAGACCUGCGAACCAGGCCAACGGAGCGAAGGCCCGGGAGCAAAGGAGGGGAAGCGCGACAAGGGGAACAGGAGAGGGAGGGAGAACACAAGGAGGGAAAGGGGGGCGGGCGGGCGCAGACAGACCAAGAGUGAGACGGGGACAAGGGGGAGAGGAAACAAGAGGCAAAAAAAAAAAAAGACCAAACGAGGAAGCGGAGAGAAGGCGAGGCGGAGGAGCAGAAGGGGAGGAGGGGAAAGGCGGGAAGAACAGGGGGGGGGAACCCCAGGGGGAGCCAGGGGGGCAGACGGAGGAGAAAGGAGGCAAGCAGGCAGGCAAAGGAGGAGGAAGGGAAGGAACAGGAGGGAGAGGAAGACGCGGCGGGGGGAGGCAAGGGCACCAGACAGAGACCAGGAAGGAGUCGGCGCAAGAGCAAGGGGGAGAACGGAGAAAGAGCAAAGGCGCAAACGGAAACGCACGGCAGAGCAAAACAGAGGGAAGAAGGGAGGAGGAGCACAGGGGAACAGGGAGAGAGGACGGAACCGAAGCCAGAGGCAGCAGUCAGAGGACCCCAGCCAGGCGCACCGAAGAUGA